UAAUUCUUCUAUUUUACAUGGAAUUAUUUGAACUAUUGGAUGAUGUGAAGUUCUUGACCAUAAACAUAAAUAGUUCCCUACCCUUUUUGGUCAUAUAGAAAAUAUAUUCCUUGUGACUAUGUUUUUAAUUUGUUUAUAUAAGAAAAUUUUAUUUUAUGAGCAUCGAGAAUAAAUGUUACACAUAUGCUUAUACCCUAAGAAUAUUCCAUUUUAGUAACCCUGCCAAAAAAAAAUUACUCACCGGAGGCGGAGGCCAUGAAGAUUGACUAUUCAUACUUCACAGGGAGGGUGGUGAUAUUAUAUGAACUCCAGGGAGGUCGGUCAUAUUUUUUGAAAAGUUGCAGGUGUGUUUUUGAUAUUUACACCUUGCUAGACAAGUCUAUAUAGGAAGGCAAGUCCCCGCUUUCGUACUAGAGCUCAAAGACUUUCUCUGAUUAGCGUCUUCUGCUCGCUCGAUCACUUCAAUGGCGGCAGCGUCCGUGAAACCCGCACUUCUUUUGAAAGAUGAGCUCGAUAUCGUGAUACCCACGAUCCGGAACCUGGAUUUUCUGGAGAUGUGGAGGCCCUUUUUUGAGCCAUACCAUCUGAUCAUUGUUCAAGAUGGUGAUCCAUCGAAGACCAUCAAGGUCCCGGAAGGAUUCGACUACGAGCUCUACAACCGCAACGACAUCAACAGGAUUCUGGGUCCCAAGGCCUCUUGUAUCUCCUUCAAGGACUCUGCUUGUCGCUGCUUUGGCUACAUGGUCUCCAAGAAGAAGUACAUCUUUACCAUCGACGACGAUUGCUUCGUUGCCAAAGACCCAUCUGGCAAAGAUAUCAAUGCGCUUGAGCAGCACAUAAAGAACCUCCUCACUCCAUCAACUCCAUUUUUCUUUAACACUCUUUAUGAUCCAUACAGAGAUGGUGCAGACUUUGUCCGUGGGUAUCCUUUCAGUCUCCGUGAGGGUGUUCCCACUGCUGUUUCUCAUGGUCUCUGGCUCAACAUCCCUGAUUAUGAUGCUCCCACCCAGCUUGUCAAACCCCGUGAGCGAAACACCAGGUAUGUAGAUGCUGUUUUGACAGUUCCAAAGGGUACCUUGUUCCCCAUGUGUGGUAUGAAUCUGGCAUUCAACCGUGAACUGAUUGGACCUGCAAUGUACUUUGGACUCAUGGGUGAUGGUCAGCCAAUUGGCCGUUAUGAUGAUAUGUGGGCUGGCUGGUGCAUGAAGGUGAUAUGUGACCAUUUGGGAUGGGGUGUCAAGACUGGUCUGCCCUACAUAUGGCACAGCAAAGCAAGCAAUCCAUUUGUUAACCUCAAAAAGGAGUACAGUGGCAUCUACUGGCAAGAAGAGCUGAUCCCAUUCUUCCAAGCCGCAACACUUCCAAAGGAAUGCACCACUGUUCAACAAUGCUACCUUGAACUCUCCAAACAGGUCAAGGCUAAGCUUGAGAAGGUUGAUCCAUACUUCGUUAAGCUAGCAGAUGCCAUGAUCACAUGGAUCGAAGCUUGGGAUGAGCUCAACCCAUCUGCUGGAGAUUCUGCUAACCUGACCAACGGUUCUGCCAAGUAGAGACGCAUCUUUGACCGGCAGUUACUUUCCUUCCCCUUAGCUUUUCAAACCCAGUAGCUGCUUAACUGCUGUAACUUUGAUUAUUACUAUUCAAUUCUCUGGUGUUUCAAAUUUUUUCUUCCACGAGCAUUUUUAUUUUGGCAUUUGGGGAUGUAAUCUAUUUAUACUAUCUUGUUAGAGCAAUAAAGGAGAUGGGAUUUGAAA
Messenger RNA from Vitis vinifera (wine grape), 1754 nucleotides. RefSeq names its product probable UDP-arabinopyranose mutase 2. NCBI's taxonomy places the organism in Eukaryota, Viridiplantae, Streptophyta, Magnoliopsida, Vitales, Vitaceae. Gene Ontology annotation, biological process: plant-type cell wall biogenesis; UDP-L-arabinose metabolic process. Gene Ontology annotation, molecular function: UDP-arabinopyranose mutase activity. Bases 465 to 1550 code for a protein of 361 amino acids. The transcript has 4 exons. The record is from RefSeq and is a predicted model, not a curated record. Gene Ontology annotation, cellular component: cytosol; Golgi apparatus.